AUGAGGAUGGGCAAGCUGGAGGAUGUACUGAGGAGGACUGCGGAGCUGGUGGUGAGCUGCAGUGAGAAGAGCUACCUCUACAUGGUGGCCAUCCUUUCCAUGGUGGCCAUUGGGUGGGACGUUGCAUAUCAGUUUCGGCAAUUGUUGGUGGCCAUCGGGUGGGACCACUUGAAAGAGGCAUUGAAGGCGAUUAAGGCAGAUAACAGGGCGUACUCACUCGAUGAUGAAGAGUUAAUGGUGCAGAUGGCAAUCCUCAAGCCCGAUAGGACUGGAGAGGACGCCAAUGCUAUGGAGAAUGCGCUCUCCCGGGCUUACCUAGUACUGAGCCUUAGAGAUGCUCUGGAGGCAGAAAGAUCCAAGCUACAGAUUGAGCAUUCAAGGUCAGAGGAUGCAGGGCGCUGCCGCCUUAUCGAGCACCUGAUUGGAGUCAUCGAUAGUGCAACCAAUGAUCGACAGAGCAAGAAGGUCAAGAAGCUCUUUGGUGAAUGA
Messenger RNA from Punica granatum (pomegranate), 489 nucleotides. Lineage: Eukaryota; Viridiplantae; Streptophyta; Magnoliopsida; Myrtales; Lythraceae. The record is from RefSeq and is a predicted model, not a curated record.